Plectropomus leopardus (leopard coralgrouper) is the source of this 1932-nucleotide messenger RNA. RefSeq names its product RUN domain containing 3b (gene rundc3b). The record is from RefSeq and is a predicted model, not a curated record. Lineage: Eukaryota; Metazoa; Chordata; Actinopteri; Perciformes; Serranidae.
UGCCCUGCAGCAGAGUGAGCGGAGCGGGACUCUACACCGCCUCCGCCCGCAGCCACGGACGGACGGACGGACACGGGCCGGGGAUGGCGUCGCUCGGCGUGGGGCUGCAUCUCAUCCGCAAGCGGGGAGCGGGCAGGAGCGCCGCGGUGGAGAGGAAGAACCUGCUCACGGUGUGCAGGUUUUCAGUGAAGACUCUGCUGGACCGCUCCUGUUUCGAGACAAUAGACGACACGUCUCCAGAGUUCGUUAACUUUGUUUCCAUCCUGGAGCACAUCCUCAGUCAUCGACUCAAAGGUCAGACGACUUGGUUUGGUUAUGAGAGUCCUCGGAGUUUCUGGGAUUAUGUAAAAGCCGCCUGCGGUAAAGUCCCUCAUAAUUGCAUCCGGAGCAUCGAGAGCAUGGAGAACGUGCGAUCAUCGAGAGCUAAAGGCAGGGCGUGGAUCAGAGUGGUCCUGAUGGAGAAAAGAUUAUCAGAAUACAUCUCAUCUGCACUGAGAGACUUCAAAACCACCAGGAGGUUUUACGAGGAUGGAGCCAUUAUAUUAGGAGAGGAGGCGGGGCUGUUAGCAGACACGCUCAUCGGACUAAACACCAUUGACUUCAGCUUCUGUCUGAAAGGAGAGGGUCUGGACGGCAGCUGCCCCGCCGUGAUCGACUACACGCCUUACCUGAAGUUCACUCAGAAUGCAGACAGCAUCAGCAGCGACGAGGAGGAGAUGAGGACUCUGGGGAGCAGCGGCAGUGAGAGCAGCACCCCCGACAAAACGGCCACCGCUGCCUCCAUCUUCACCGAGCAGAGCAACCUGGUCAGCAAGUGCAAACGCUUUGAGCAGAAGUACCGGAUGGCGCUGGAGCAGAAGGGUUACCUGGAGGAGCUGGUGCGUCUACGAGAAGCCCAGCUGUCAGAGGCCGUGUCUCAUAACAAAGCUCUUCAGCAGACCCUUGCAGACACACACCUCUCCCACACACUGGAGAAGGAACAGCUGGAGUACAUCGUCCUGGAGCUGCAGGACCAACUGACGGUGCUGAAGAACAAUGAUUUGCGGUCCAGACAAGAGCUGACAGCCCAUCUGACCAAUCAGUGGCCGUCUCCCGUCGUCUUGGAUGCCAACGCCGUUGCCUUGGACACGCUGCUGUACAGGAAGAGCACGGGACAGUGGGAAGAGAAGAGUUUCCAGAGUCUGGAGCAGCUGUCUGCGGACAUGAGCCUCUCCCAGACGUCUCUUGAACCGGCACACACACUGAGUCUGGAGGGAAGGCCGAGCGGCACACACUGGCCGCACCAAGGUAAAGAGGAAACGCCGUCUCUGAGGGGUCUGUGCGGCUCCCUGACUUCAGUCGCAAGCUACAAGUCUCUGGCCAGCCUGAAGUCCAGCGAGUGUUUGGCAAGUCCUGCAACAGAGAUCAGCAGUCCAGGAUUCACUCCUUCAUAGGGAACGGAGAGCUAAAAAUAAAACAGAUCACCACCGGGGCCAGACAAUCCAGGAACUCUCUACAUGUAGGUGAUUCUGAUCUUGUUUACACCUGAUAUUAACAUGCGUCUUUGGGUGAUCUGAUCACUUGUGGACAGCACUAAAAACAAGCGUAACAUUUUGAUCUGAUUAUUCAAACCACUUACAGAAGAAGUCUGGGAUGCAUUUGACCAAACAGCUUUUGUAGUGUAAACAUGAGUGCAUCCUGAUCCCUGACAAGACCCUCUUACAUGGCCUGUUCAAAUCAGGAAUUUGGUGAUGUUGUGCCGCCUUGCAGUUCUUUUUAAGAGGUACGAACACUGAAUGGAGGGACGGGGUUAGUAGUAGUGGCGAAUCAGUGUGUAAAUGGACAGCCGUCAUGACGGACCCAUUGACCCGACAAAUAUGAUGCUCUGACAAUGUGUUAUUACAGAUUUGCGCAAAAAUUAAGCAAUGUUUUCGAAAUGUCGAUGAAACAUAA